This is a messenger RNA of Salarias fasciatus (jewelled blenny), 4261 nucleotides long. RefSeq lists its product as uncharacterized. NCBI's taxonomy places the organism in Eukaryota, Metazoa, Chordata, Actinopteri, Blenniiformes, Blenniidae. Bases 123 to 2075 code for a protein of 650 amino acids. The record is from RefSeq and is a predicted model, not a curated record. The transcript has 20 exons.
CGUGUUUCCCUCCGGACUUUUUUCAAUGGCCGCCCGUGUUCCUUGAACUUUUCCCUGGAUUUUGGACUUGUUGGACGUUUCAGGGAAACUCGGAAUAACAUUUCAGAAGCCGACUUUUCCCGAUGUCCGCCCUGCCGCGCCUGCUCCGCGCCGCGUCGCGCGGCGGCAGCGAGCAGAGCCUCGCGCUCCGCCGGAGUCUGGCCGCCGUCUCCGCGGCCGGCUCGGCUCCAAACACACCCCGGUACUCCAGCUCCAGCCGCCCCGCCGCGGUCCGCAUCGGCUGCGCGUCCGGAUUCUGGGGCGACACGGCGACGUCAGUCCCUCAGCUGGUCCAUGGAGGACGGUUGGACUUCCUGGUGUUUGACUACCUGAGCGAGAUCACCAUGUCUCUGCUGACGGCCGCCAAGUCCAAGAACCCUGCCCUCGGUUACACGCCGGACUUCGUCCAGGCCGCCCUCGCUCCGUUCAUCGGCGACAUCCACAGGAAAGGUAUCCGCGUGGUGAGCAACGCCGGCGGCGUCAAUCCGCUGGCGUGUGCCGACGCCAUCCGGGAGGUGAUCAAGAAGGCGGGGCUCGACAUGAAGGUUGCCGUGGUGACCGGAGAUGACCUCAUGCCCCACAGGAGCAGCCUGUCGGAGGUCAAGAUGGCCGACGGCAGCGGCAGCCAGCGACUUCCUGCGGCGCUGCACAGCAUGAACGUCUACCUCGGGGCGGAGCCGGUGCGGCGCUGCCUGGACCUCGGGGCGGACGUGGUGGUGACGGGUCGCUGUGUGGACAGCGCUCUGGCUCUGGGCCCGCUCAUGCACACGUUUGGGUGGAAAAAAAACGACUACGACCUGUUGGCUGCUGGGAGCCUGGCAGGUCACCUGAUCGAGUGCGGCGCUCAGAGCACUGGAGGAAUCUUCACAGACUGGCACAAAGUUCCCGACUGGGACAACAUGGGCUUCCCGGUGGUGGAGUGCUCUCCGGACGGCUCCUUCGUCCUCUCCAAGCCCCCCCGCACCGGCGGCCUGGUGUCGUUCGGCUCGGUGGCCGAGCAGCUGGUGUACGAGAUCGCCGACCCGCGGCGCUACCUGCUGCCCGACGUCACCUGCGACUUCAGCCGGGUCAGCAUCAGGGAGCUGCCGGGUGUGGAAGGAGGUGCAGUUAAAGUCAGCGGUUCUAAAGGUUUGGCUCCAUCACAUGACUACAAGGUGUGUGCUACCUACAUGGACGGCUUCAGGGUGACGGCCGUCUGCACCCUCGGCGGUCCCAGAGCUGCGGAGAAAGGCCGGCGGACGGCCGAGAGCAUCAUCAAAAGAACCAGGAGAAUAUUCAAGCAACUGGGACUGGAAGACUUCAGUUCAGUGAACGUUCAGAUCCUGGGAGCUGAAGACACGUACGGUCCGCAUGCCAGAAACAAGGGCUCCAGGGAAGCGGUGAUCUGGAUGUCGAUGCAGCACAAACAGAAGAAAGCUCUGGAGCUGUUCUCCAGGGAGAUCGCAUCGGCCGGGACUGGCAUGGCUCCCGGUCUGACCGGCAUCGUCGGAGGACGGCCCAGAGUGUCUCCGGUCCUGAAGCCGUUCUUCUUCCUUCACCCCAAAUCUCAGCUGAAGGUGGACAUUCACAUGGACGACGGGCUCGUGGAGUCUCUGUCGGAGGCGGAGCCCGAUGCGCACCGACAAGAGGAAGCCCCGCCCCCCUCGGAGGACGACUCACCUGACACAGACCUUCCCAGAGGGCCUCACAGCUACCGCCUGGAGGAGCUGGCCUUCACCAGGAGCGGAGACAAGGGCGACACGGCCAACAUCGGCGUGAUCGCUCGCCACCCGCUCUUCUACCCCUACCUCAAGAAACACCUGACUUCUUCUGUGGUGGAGGACUACAUGUCCCACGUCAUCCAGCCGGGGCUCAAAAAUGCCGUCAAGAGAUACACUCUGCCAGGAAUCUACGGCCUCAACUUUGUUCUGCAGAACUCGCUGGGAGGGGGAGGGGUGGCAUCACUACGCAGCGACCCCCAGGGGAAGGCCUUUGGUCAGAUGCUUCUGGACCUGAAGCUUACAGGACUUCCGGACCUGAAGUCUCUGGUGGACUGAUUGGAGCCGGUUCUGCCCCGGUGCAUCAUGGGAGGCAGAGUUCACAUUGGAUUAGUAUUAAUUAAUAAUCAUCCUUUUAUUAAAUCACUGUUUGGUGCCUGAAGAAUAAAAACUCUCAUGUUGACAGGAUUCUGUACAAAUCCUGUUUUGGGUUCUGGUUCUGGACCUGGACCCUGGACCCUGGACCCUGGACCCUGGACCAGCUGCCAUCAGCUGUUUUCUGACUGUUGUUGAAUCAGACUGUUGCUUUGUGUUGGUCGACUGUCUGGACCUGCUUUGCUCUGAUUGGCUGGAAUGCUUGUUUUCGGCGUCUCUGGUCGCCGUUGUCGUGUAAACAGACACAAAAUGCUUCACAGGUUUUGUCUCUUGAGCUGGUUGCCGUGGGAACGAGGAGGAAACCCGAGCGCAUGCCACCGCCUCACACGUGGCGGCCAUGUUUGGUACCACAUACCAGCUCCGGGUGGGCCGCCCUGACCUUUGACCCCACCGGAGAAACCCCGAGGGGGAUUUGUCGGGUAAACAAACAGGAGUGUGGGUGGGCGGAGCUCGCCGCCCGGCAGCGCCGCCGCAGGAAUGCGGCUCCGCCUCGCCGCUCCGUCCUAAUCGCUAACAGACGGCAGCGUCCGGCUCGGACCGCAGCGCCAUCGAGCUCCGCCCGCUCCAUCCGCUCCGCCCGCCCCACCCCCCGCACCACAAAACGACAAAUAAACACGAGGCGUUCAAAGACUCCGGGAAAAGCGGGACGGGUUGAGGAAAAGUGAGGCAGCGGCUGAUCCACAUCUGCUCCGCAGCAAACAGUCGACCAGCACAACAACAACGGAGAGGAAACCACAGGAAGCAGCUCAGUAUGUGGGUCAGACCAGAACCAGAACCAGACUCAACCUGCCAGUCUCGCCACAGGUAUCUGGGUCAGACCAGAACCAGAACCAGAACCGGUCGUCCUCCAGCUUCAGAUCGGACCGGACUCCUGAGAAUAGCAAGGCUUCAAUCAGAAAAACAGUUGAAAUGUUUUUUAGAAUGGCUUUUGUUUCGAUAACGUUGAUCGAGUUACCGUGGCAACGCUUCACAAUGAAAACAUCGGUUUGAAGCUCUUUUGUUUCCGGUGACUGGGAUUAAAGGGGGCCUGAAGGACGAUCCCUCCACCAGGUCUGGUCUGGAUGUGGGCCUGGAUCUGAAUGUGGAUUUGGAUUUGUUGAUCUCAGUCUAGAUCUGGACCUAGUUGAGCGGGGUCUGCCAUUGGAUCUGGGUCUGGAUCUUGUUGAUCUGAAUCUGGAUCUAGUUGAUCUGGGUCUGGAUGUGAAUCUGGUCCUGGAGCUGGGCCUAGAUCUGGCCUGGAUCUGAAUCUAAAUUUGGAUCUGGGUCUGGAUCUAGUUGAUCUGGGUCUGCUCCUGGAUCUGGUCUGUUUCGGUUUCCGUCUCCUGGACUCAGCUCGCUUGGUUUAUCAUCAGCUGUACUGCAGACGUGACUGAAAACUUCUUGUGCCAUUUGAUGGACUGGUUCUACACUGGAUCAGUUCCUGGUCUGGUUCUGAUCUGGUUUUGGUUCCGUUUGGACGGAUCUUGAGGAACUCUGGAAUCCUUUGAUCUGUUUGAAGGAUUUCCAGCUCAGGCUCCGCCCCCCUGAACGGUUGGCUGAAGGCACAAAAAACCAUAAAACCUUUGUGCCAAAAUGUUUCUCCUUCAUUUGGCGCCAAAACCCCGACGGUCCUUGAUCAGCGCCUCGUGGAACACCAGAGAAUGUUCUCCGCUUUCAAAAAGCUGCACUUUCAGGGACUUUUCCAUCAAGAUGUUUUAAAACAUUCAUCCGUCCUUUUCUUUUUUUCCCUCCAACACGACAACUUUGACCUCAUUGAACUGUUCUUUCAUUUAAAGCCUUCCAUCAGAUUUCAGGCCGAUUUAAUUAUCUGAUGCUUUAAUUUUGGAGAAACUUCAGCAUUAAUUCUCAAAACAGCAGAAACGAUACAGAUUGUGAGUAAAACUCCUCCGAGACGGAACUACAAGGGUUCUCACCGAGAACCCUGAGGCUCUGGACAGUGUGAGGGAAAGUGUUCCGGGUCCAGGACAGAACCCUGAGGAACCCCAGAACCAAGUGAAGGACAGCAGCGAGCUGGAAAACAUCCGAUUUUAAAGAGAACUGAUUAUUUUUUAUUCAAUUUUCUCAUUUUUGGAUGAUUUUAAUUUCCCCUG